AGUCACUGUGUGUGUGUGUGUGUGUGUGUGUGUGUGUGUGUGUGUGUGUGCGAAACGAAAUGAGACCAAAAGUGAGGCCAAUAAAAAGGCGAUAAAAUUGACGCCAAUCCAAGCGGCGGAGGAGGAGCAGGGGGAGCGGGAGAGAGACGAUAAGCGUAUCCUGUCGGCACACAGUGCAUAAAACGGCGAUAUAUAUUCCGUGUUCGAGCAGCAGGAGUCCUGCCAGGAGUGUGUGUCCCGUGUUUAUAGCCGUUGCAGCCGCCUUCCGAUAGAUAGCCGACGACUAUUCCAAUGCCUUGGUGAUUAAUGGGCGAGGGCACAUGGCCGACGGGAUGCGCAUAACUCACUGGCCCCAAACGAGAUACUGCCGAUGGCUGGCCCUCGGAUUGGGCCUGGUGCUGGCCCUCGCCUGGACGGCAGCGGCAGCCGCAGCCAUGGAAUCGUCGGCAGAGCUGCAGGCUCUGGGCCUGGGCCGGGACCAUCAUCAUCAUCAGAGUGUGGCAAUUAAGCCGUCGCCAGGUGGCGAUGCCUCAAUUAGUGGCAGCCUCCAGUGGCAGCAACGUUCCUCUGGAGCCGGAGCACACACGGAACAGGAGCUGGAGAUGGAGAUGGAGCUGCCGUUGUUGGGGCCGCAGCAUCGCUCCAAUUGGAAGUACAAACGGACGAAAGUCAAGCGGCGGCAGCGCCUCAAUUCGCAGAGCAAUCUGCCGAGCAUCACGAACUCCUCGGCGCAGCCCUUCGCGCCGCCGGCCACCCGGCAGCGCUACCUGAAGGUCAACCAGGUGUUCGAGAGCGAGCGCCGCAUGUCCCAGGCGGAGAUCCAGCGCAAUCACGGUAAAAUCGUCCUGCUCGGCCUCUUCGAGCUCUCCACGAAGCGGGGCCCCCGCCCGGACGGCAUCUCCGAGCUGGGGGCCGCCACCAUGGCCGUGGAGCACAUCAACCGCAAGCGCCUCCUGCCCGGCUACACCCUCGAGCUGGUCACCAACGACACGCAGUGCGAUCCUGGCGUGGGCGUGGAUCGCUUCUUCCAUGCCAUCUACACACAGCCCUCGACGCGGAUGGUGAUGCUGCUCGGAUCCGCCUGCUCGGAGGUCACCGAAAGCCUGGCCAAGGUGGUGCCGUACUGGAAUAUUGUGCAGGUCUCGUUCGGCUCCACCUCGCCGGCGCUGAGCGACAGGCGGGAGUUCCCCUACUUCUAUCGCACCGUGGCCCCGGACUCCUCGCACAACCCGGCGCGCAUCGCCUUCAUCCGGCGCUUCGGCUGGGGCACGGUGACCACCUUCUCGCAGAACGAGGAGGUGCACUCGCUGGCGGUGAACAAUCUGGUGACGGAGCUGGAGGCAGCCAACAUUUCCUGUGCGGCCACCAUCACAUUCGCGGCCACGGACUUCAAGGAGCAGCUUUUACUCCUGAGGGAGACUGACACGCGCAUCAUUAUCGGCAGCUUCUCGCAGGAGCUGGCCCCACAGAUCCUCUGCGAGGCCUACAGGCUGCGCAUGUUCGGGGCGGACUACGCCUGGAUCCUGCACGAGAGCAUGGGGGCGCCGUGGUGGCCCGACCAGCGCACCGCCUGCACCAACCACGAGCUCCAGCUGGCCGUCGAGAACCUCAUUGUGGUCUCCACCCACAACAGCAUCGUGGGUAACAACGUCAGCUACAGCGGACUGAACAAUCACAUGUUUAACUCGCAGCUGCGCAAGCAAUUUGCACAGUUCCAUGGCCAGGAUGGGGCAUCCACAGCCGGUGGCAACCGCAAGCGUGCCGCACCGCAAUCGGAUUUGGAUGUGGAUCCGAGCAGCCGGCGCAGGCGUGCCACUGGGAGCCACCUCUUCCCGGAGGCCAUCUCGCAGUACGCGCCGCAGACGUACGACGCCGUGUGGGCCAUAGCCCUGGCCCUGCGCGCCUCCGAGGAGCACUGGCGCCGCAACGAGGCCCAGUCGAAGCUGGACGGAUUCGACUACACGCGCAGCGACAUGGCCUGGGAGUUCCUGCAGCAGAUGGGCAAGCUCCACUUCCUGGGCGUAUCCGGUCCCGUCUCGUUCAGCGGUCCGGAUCGUGUGGGCACCACGGCCUUCUACCAGAUCCAGCGGGGCCUGCUGGAGCCCAUUGCACUGUACUAUCCCGCCACCGAUGCCCUGGACUUCCGCUGCCCCCGCUGCCGACCCGUCAAGUGGCACAGCGGCCAGGUGCCCAUCGCCAAGCGGGUCUUCAAGCUGCGAGUGGCCACCAUCGCCCCGCUGGCCUUCUACACCAUCGCCACCCUCUCGAGCGUGGGCAUUGCCCUGGCCAUCGCCUUUCUCGCCUUCAAUCUGCACUUUCGGAAGCUCAAGGCAAUUAAACUUUCCAGCCCGAAGCUGAGCAACAUCACCGCAGUGGGCUGCAUCUUCGUGUAUGCCACCGUCAUCCUGCUGGGCCUCGACCACUCCACGCUGCCCUCGGCGGCAGACUCCUUUGCCGCAGUCUGCACGGUGAGUCCACCUUCUAUUCUCCCCCUCCUGCCACUCUUUUGUUUGACUUGCGAGGAUUCUCGUGGGUUGGCUGCUGCUUUCUCCCCCUGCCCCUCGCUUUCUCCGUCUCUCAUCAAAUAUGACUUUCAGUUUUCUGGCUGCCAACAACUUUCGUGAGUCGCGUUCUCAUGUGUUUGCUUUAUUUAUGUGUGGAUUGA
Molecule: messenger RNA, 2665 nt
Organism: Drosophila persimilis
Lineage: Eukaryota; Metazoa; Arthropoda; Insecta; Diptera; Drosophilidae
Gene: GABA-B-R3
Product: gamma-aminobutyric acid type B receptor subunit 1
Exons: 7
Coding region: 321-2624 (767 amino acids)
Biological process (GO): gamma-aminobutyric acid signaling pathway; G protein-coupled receptor signaling pathway
Cellular component (GO): G protein-coupled receptor heterodimeric complex; membrane
Molecular function (GO): G protein-coupled GABA receptor activity
Source: RefSeq, a predicted model, not a curated record